This is a messenger RNA of Clarias gariepinus (North African catfish), 1785 nucleotides long. It is a transcript of the gene ftr14l, whose product is annotated as finTRIM family, member 14-like. The record is from RefSeq and is a predicted model, not a curated record. Lineage: Eukaryota; Metazoa; Chordata; Actinopteri; Siluriformes; Clariidae. Gene Ontology annotation, molecular function: protein binding; zinc ion binding. Bases 35 to 1525 code for a protein of 496 amino acids. The transcript has 6 exons.
GAUCAAGCCAGUGCAUUUUCAAGGAGGAAUUAAAAUGUCUCGACGAAGCAGUGUGGCAGGCCAGAGCCGUUACAGCUCUUCUGGAAAGUCCCAGAGAUCUGAGUCCCAUGGGAAAUACAGCAACCCCAGAUCCAACAAGCAAAACAGCCAGGGAAAUGUACUCUGUGAUUUCUGCAUGGAAAAAAAGAUGAAGGCUGUGAAGUCCUGUCUCACAUGCCUUACCUCAUUCUGCGAGACUCAUCUGCAGGCUCAUUAUGAUUACCCAGCUUUAAUGAAACACAAGUUGGUGGCAGCGACAGGGCAGCUAAAGGAAAAGAUCUGCGCAGAACAUGACAAACUGCUGGAGGUCUUCUGCCGCUCUGAUCAGAUGUGUGUCUGUGUUCUGUGCAUCAUGGAUGAACACAAAAAACACGACAUUGUCUCAGCUGCAGCUGAGAGGACAGAGAAACAGAAACAGCUUAGUAGUAAACUAAUGGCUUCUCAGCAGAAGAUCAAUGAGAGGGUAAAGAAGUGGCAAGACUUGAUGCAGGCUACAGAGACUUUAAAGCACUCAUCUCAGAGUGUGUUGGAGGAAAAUGAGAGAAUAUUCACAGAGAUGAUGCAAGCUCUGGAGAGGAGGUACGCUGACGUAAAGGAGAUGGUCCGAGCCCAGGAAACAGCCCUGAUGAUUCAGGCUGAGAGACAAUUAAUGAGAAUGGAAGAAGAAAUCACAUUACUGAGGAUGAAACACAAUGACCUGGAAAGGCUUUCUCACUCUGAAGAUCACAUACAUUUUUUACAGAGCUGGCAGUCUCUUUCAACACCCUCAGGAUAUGAGGACUUGUCCAAAUUGACAUUGGCCCCACUUCACUCUUUUGAUAACGUUAAGAAAGCUAUCUCUGAGCUUAAGGUGCAAGUAGAAGAUGUAAGCAAGGGAGAACUGAAUAAGAUCUCAGCUGCAGCAAGAGAAGUUCAAAUUCUGCAGAUUCUGGACCCCAAAAAAAGAGAGGAAUUUUUACAGUAUUACUGUCAGCUUUCACUGGAUCCUUUAACAGUUCACCCAAACCUACACCUGUCCAAAGGAAACACAGUGGUGCAAAUGAGCAGUGAGCAAAAUUCUUACCCUGACAACCCAGAGAGAUUCGACCACUGGCAGCAAGUGCUGUGUAGAGAGGGUAUGACCGGCAGCCGUUACUACUGGGAGACUGAUUGGAGCGGCACAGAAGUAGACAUUGCAGUGACUUAUAAGGAGGCGAGCAGAAAGGGCAGCGACAAUAUUUGCAGCUUUGGCUGGAAUGACAAAUCUUGGAGUCUGUAUUGCACUGAGUCAAAGUGCACCUUCAUGCACAGCAGUAAGCGUAUCUCUUUAACAGCGCCCAAUUCAUCAAGAAUAGGAGUGUAUUUAGACCACAAAGGUGGAACACUUGCAUUUUAUAGCAUCUCAGACACAGUGACUCUUAUCCACAGAGUACAUACCUCAUUCACUCAGCCACUCUAUGCAGGGUUUGGAGUGUGGGGCUAUGGAAGUACUGUAAAGAUACUUUAAAAAUGCUUCAUGUAGUUAAAUACACUGGGGAUAUUUUAUAAAAGCAUUUGAUUUACUUAUUUGUAAGACUUUAUCUCAUACUCACAUGCUUAUUUAAAUAUGUUUCCUUACAUAAAUUUAACCACAGCGUUUCAGGUGCAAUAAUGUAAAAAGAGAGAAACCACUCUAGAUAACUAAAGAACUGAAAACACCACAGCAGAUACAUAAAAAAAACACUAGAUGGCGUUAUUUGUUCUCUUUGUUACAGACACUGAUUUUAA